Messenger RNA from Lates calcarifer (barramundi perch), 1373 nucleotides. Its product is annotated as Fc receptor-like protein 4. Gene Ontology annotation, biological process: cell surface receptor signaling pathway. The transcript has 6 exons. Gene Ontology annotation, molecular function: transmembrane signaling receptor activity. The record is from RefSeq and is a predicted model, not a curated record. Lineage: Eukaryota; Metazoa; Chordata; Actinopteri; Centropomidae. Bases 2 to 931 code for a protein of 309 amino acids.
CAUGAAGACUCCGUCUCUGCUCCUCGGUGUGUCUGUGCUGCUGUCUGGACUGACUGUUUCUGCAGUCUUUUUGGACAUCCAUCCAAACCGUCCUCAGUUCUUCUCAGGAGAGACGGUGACUCUGAGCUGUGGAGGACUUCAGGACUCUGCUGGAUGGACUCUGAAGAGGACAGAUGUGUAUCUGAGGACUAAACCGUGCGGUGGAGGCUUCGGACGGAUGGACGGUUCAUCCUGUGUCGUCUCAGACCUCUCCUCUUUAGACAGUGGGUCUUACUGGUGUGAGGACGGAGAUGGACAGAGGAGCGACGAGCUCAGAGUCUUUGUGUCUGAUCACGUGAUCCUGGAGAUUCCCGCUCUGCCUGUGACGACAGGAUCUCAGGUGACUUUACGCUGCAGGUCCAGGUCUGAGGACUACAAACUGAGAGGGAUCAUCAGAGCCAGGAUCGUCGGAGACAGGACCAGCAUCAGCACCCUGUCCUCUGAGUUCACCAUCCAUCACGUCCAACAGUCUGAUGAGGGCAGCUACACCUGUCUGACUGUGAGCGACAGUAAGAUGAAGAAGUCAGGGUGGAGCAGACUGACAGUGACAGCUCCUCCUCCUGAAACCUGCUCUCCAUCUACACCUCCUGACACCACUACCUCCUCCUUUUCCUCCUCCUCUCCCUCUCCCCCCUCCCCACCCCCACCAUCCCCUCCUCCUCCUCCUCUCCUCUCCCCCCCCUCUGUCUCUGUGCUCAGUCUGUUGAUCUUCUGUCUCCUCGUCUUCAUCGUCCUGAUGGUGUCGAUCUGCUGCAGCAGGAGGAGAGGAAACAAACCAGCCGUCUCCAUGACGACAACCCAUCUUGUUGGAGAGGACGAUGACAUCGCUGCUGAUGUCACCACUGAGCAUGACCCUGAAACCAGGAAGUUAGUUAGCAUGUUAGCAUGUUAGCUCUUCCUGUUGUCAGUGUGUUUCUGGUUAAAUGUCUGAAAUAAGGUCUGAGACAUUUUCAGGUUUGAUUCUGGGACAUAAAAUGGGUCAGUAAAUCCCCCACUCCUGAUGUUUGAAGCUUUUACGUGUCUUAAAAAAGGCGGUUGUGACAGUGAUGUGUCUGAAAUCGUUUUCUUGCUUUUACUAAGUUUAAAGAUCCACAAACAGUUUAGACUUUAAGUGAUGAGUUUAAAAUAAAACCUUCAGUUCAACUGUUCCACUCCACUGUGUUUCUAAUAAUAAAUAUAACUACUGUAACUUUUUCUACCAAUGCACUGAGGAGUUUUCUUGUUGCUGGGUGGAUAUCUCACCUGCUGAGCUGUGAUUGGCUGAGCUGUACCUGUAGAAGUUUCCUGGUUACACUUUGACUUCACUUUUGAGACUAUUAAAACUUUGAUUCAUG